GCGGUGCCAAGAUGGACGCUUCGGAGGCUCGGGAGCGGCUCCGGCGGCGGUACCUGGUCCCGCUGGACGCCGAGGCCCCGCUGGAUGGCGAGCGCGACGCCGAGCCGGAAACCUCUAGAGCUGUUGAAAAAAAGGAAAAACCACUUCCAAGACUUAACAUCCAUUCUGGAUUCUGGAUUUUGGCAUCCAUUGCUGUGACCUAUUAUGUUGAUUUCUUUAAAACCCUUAAAGAAAACUUUCAUACUAGUAGUUGGUUUCUCUUCGGUGGUGCCUUGUCGCUUGUCAGUUUAUCAAUUGCGUUUUACUGCAUAGUCUAUCUGGAAUGGUAUCGGGGAAUUGGAGAGUAUGACGUCAAGUACCCAAUGCUGAUACCUAUCACCACCGCUACUUUUAUUGCAGCAGGAAUUUGCUUCAACAUUGCUUUAUGGCAUGUGUGGUCGUUUUUCACUCCGUUGUUGUUAUUUACCCAGUUUAUGGGGGUUGUAAUGUUUAUCUCACUCCUUGGAUGAUUUCUGAAGAUUUAAGGACACAUAAAUUCAAAGUGAAUGAUUAAACAUGCAGCUAGCUGAAAUCAUCACAGACAGAUAAUGGAAAAACUACAGUGUGUUUUUGCAUCUACGAAGUGAGUGGUUUCCUUGGAAAAAUUGUGACUUUGUAGAUCUAUUGUGGAAAUUAGAAUAAAUUAUAUUUCAUUUGCAUAUUGUUAAACUCAACUGAUUACUGAAUAUUUCAGAAGUCUGUGUUAUUUAGAAAUAACUAUUUUGCAAUGUUAAUCUGUGUGAAUCUUUGGAGAAAGUAAUGGUUUCAUUAAAGGUACAUAACACACUCCCAAUUUUUUAAAUAAAUUGUUCACUCUUCCAUUUUAAGGAAUAGCAGUUCAUUGUAUAAAAUGUAUCAAUAAGAAAUUUCUCAGCUUGGCUGACUGGUCUGUGCAGUUGGUUAGAGAAUAGUGCUGAUAACACCAAGGACCAGGGCUCAAUCCCUGUAAUUGCCAGUUGCCAAAAAUAA
Galeopterus variegatus (Sunda flying lemur) is the source of this 1008-nucleotide messenger RNA. It is a transcript of the gene TMEM128, whose product is annotated as transmembrane protein 128. Bases 12 to 509 code for a protein of 165 amino acids. The record is from RefSeq and is a predicted model, not a curated record. The transcript has 5 exons. Lineage: Eukaryota; Metazoa; Chordata; Mammalia; Dermoptera; Cynocephalidae.